AAGCAAUUGAAGUUUGGGUUGCUUUUGUUUGUGUUUUGUGGGCGUCCGUCAACGCAUGCCCAACGUUGUCGAGUGUGCGGACUUCCCCCCUGCUCCCCUUCUUCCUCACUCUCCUUCAGCUCCUCCUCAAGUGCGCAUUUGUAGCUGUCGUCUUGGGCUUGUCAUUUGCCAAUUGGCAUUUAUGUUUUGUAAAUUGAUAUUUCCGUAGGGUGCAGUUGUGCAGCGAACGCUAUAAACUUGAUGCAUUCUAAAAACAAUUUUACUAAUUUGCUCCACUUCUUCACGCUAUCUCUUCAACAAGGUAACUAAACUGGUUUCUAUGACGCGUCUCGUAUUGUGAAUUUAUUUUUUUAUUGCGGUUAUCUCAAUCAGUUUAUAAAGUGCCACGCCUGCUAAUUGUCUGGCUUGGAUUGCAGAUGCGGAGGUCUCGCUGGCUAGCCGGCUUUAUUAAUUUAAGGCAAUUAAUUCGAAGCUGUUAAGUGGCCAAAAACAAUUUGCAGCUCGUUAAAGAGGCAGGCAGCAAUGGGUUAAGUGGCGCAACGCUUCCACUCUUUCCAUUUCCCAGCAGCUACGUGCUUAAUUGAAAGUUCAAUGGAUUUGAACAGCGGCACAGCUUCACAAGAAGUGCUUUCCCAUUCCCUUCUUUCUCUCUGCCAGUGAUUCUCAAAAGAUCUCUCAUCUCUCAAGUGCAUUUCAAAUGAAUCUCGUUUCGUUUCGCGCAGCUGCAAGUUGUAGAAGUAUUAAACUGCAUUUCCAUUCUCUUGCUAUUCUUGUAUCUUUUGGCAAAAAGGCAAAGAAAAGAUACUUCAUCAUUUGUGAUUUUCAGAUUUCCAGACGAUCCCAAAAAUGAAUUUAAUCACUCGCCUUCACUUCAGUCGCGUCCCAGUCUGUUGUCUAGACACAAGUCGAGUUUUUGGCUGACCAUGCAAACUAUGCAACUGCGAGUCAGUUUAACUCGACACUCAUUUAUCAGGCAACCCUUGUCUGGGCCCUUGGAGUAUCGUAAACAUUUGAUGGCUUGAAACUGUUUACUUCUUGUCAACUAAUUUAGCAACUUGCUCAACUUUAAACAGGGUCAGCAAAGAGCAGACUAAUGUUCACUUUGAGUUGCUUAAUCAUUUAUUGAAAUUGCACUUGGCUAUUUAUAAAAGAAAGUGUGCAAAGCUUCUUAAGAGAGUGCUCAAACUUCUAUUCAUAUCUGCCACUUAAUUAAGACCAUUUAAUGUUUAUUCUGCUGCCAUCUUCGGUUGACUAAAUUUACGCUGCACUUGCAGUAAAAUCAAACACAUUACCUGAGUAGCCAACAGAUUAAGAUUAGAAGAAGAUUAGUCAAGGAUAAUGAAUAUGAAACCUGAUUUAAUCUUUUUCUGGUUUAGCAUUGCUAUCUUAAUCCUUGGCCCAAGAGUUUUACUCGAAUCUAAACUUAAGCCAUACAUAACUCUGCAGCUUAACUAAAUGCUUAAAUGUUUAAUCCGAGUACUGAAAUCCUCGGAUUUUAUGGCGCCUUAAAACUCUAAUCACUUCAACGGGUUCUUAAGGUCUUUAACUGAAUAACCGAAGGAAUUCCUUAAUAUACUAUGCUAUUAUUAUUCUUAAAAUAGAAUAGUCAAACUUUAGCAAUUUGAAUUAUCUUUUCCUUAGCCUCUAAAUGGCUGAUAGAGCUGAAAACAAUCUCGGAAUUAGCUUCCGCAAUUGCGCUUCUACAUAUCUAUUUCAUGAUUAACUACAUGAAUGAUUAAAGCAACAUAAUCUUAUCAAUUCACAAUGAAAGUAUCAAGUUAUUCAGUCAGCUUUAUAUAUAGACUACCAAGUUGUAAUUCAGCACAGACGAUAACUCAGCAGUGUGUAACUAUCUCAAACAUAAAUCUACUCGAUGAGACAUUGAUUUGUAGUCGCAUUUUAUUGUCAGCUGCUGUCAGCUUAAGGCAAAUGUGCAAAUUGUCUUAUGCAAAGCAAGCAGCGACAUAUUGAUUUAGUUCAACUAGGAACUCAUCAGUCAUGGCGGUCGCUAUCAUAAACGAGCUGACAGAUGUCAGCCGAGUGUCAAAGGCGAAACCCAGGAAAUGAUUUCGUUGUGGGUUUUAUGGCCCAACCUGCGAAGAGGUGACGAAAUGGACAAGCGAUGCACGAGAAGCUAUAAAAGCCGCGUUCAUCUCUCUGGAGACCUGACGCCGAUUCUGACCUGAGCACGUAUGUCCAGUGGCCCGUUUUUGGGAAAUGCCAAAAUUAAAAAGCAAUCAAGGAAUUUCCCAGGCAGGCAACCUAAUUACCAGGUUUGCACUUAACGCGAAAACGUCGAAGGGACUUCGACCAAAAGGGGGUGGCAAGUGUCGCCUACCUGCCAGGUAGUUCGGACAUAUCCUUCGCUGUCGGUUACCUGAAAGGACUCAAGUGCUAUAUAAACACCGUCGAGGAUGAGAGCAGACAUCAGUUGCACAGCAACCAGUGAAGCAAACACACCUCGAGUAUCUCUACCGCAUUUGUGAAACAUCCCAGUUAAAAGCUAAUACCAAAAUGGCCAGCUACACUUGCACACAGUUCGUCGACUUCAUUGAGCCCAGCUGCUUCGGCACAACAACCACGACUUUUACCCUCGAUGCUGGCCGCUUUGUCAAGCGUGAUCUGCACCUAUUCAUGGAGUCCAUCGAGACGAUUUCCCGCAUUGAACGGGAGCGUCAUGAGCGCCGCCAACAGCGACGAGAGCGCAAGGUGCAACAGGCUCGCAUUGCCGAGCUGGAGAGUGAUCGUUGUGUGAGUCCCACACCCAGUGCUGAGGAGGCUGUGGACGAACCCUUGAUGUACAUGGAGGCCAAGUGCAUUCCCUAUGCCAUCAGCGAUGCUCUUCCCAUAGAUCGCAAGACUCCCUCAGAGUACGACAUCUGCGACGAUGAAGCCUAUGGCAGCAGCUCGAAUCAAUCGCCAAGGAGCAGCGUUACCUAUUGCAGUUGUGCCGGUGUCUCUAGCACUGGACUCGACUCGGACUCGGCUGAAUCUGGAGUCUAUGCUGGCUCGCCUUUGCCUCCGGUGCGUCCUCGUUCGCAGGUCAUCAGCAAGCCGAAGAAUCGCAGCACUCGCUCUCGCAUCAUAAGCAUGGUUCUCAAGCGGGAAUAUGCUAAGGCGCCCUCGACAGAUGAAUUAGAGAAACCCGAACGUUGCAAUCAUUUGCUUGAAAGCACCAUGAAGCAAAAGUAUGAUCAGCUGACCAGCAAAUCUCGUCGUGGCAUCGCCUGUGGCCAGGGAUCACCCGAGGAAUGCUUCCUCGACAGAGCCCUGCGCUACCUUACCUUGUGAUGAGCACAACUCCAAGUGUCAGCAGCUUUAACAUUUAUCUUCCUAAGAGCAAACUUGUAAUCCUUAUCAUACUAUUCAUAACCAUUAUCAUACUAAUCAUAAUCAUAAUAUUUUCAUCAUGUAGA
Messenger RNA from Drosophila albomicans, 3416 nucleotides. RefSeq lists its product as uncharacterized. The record is from RefSeq and is a predicted model, not a curated record. Lineage: Eukaryota; Metazoa; Arthropoda; Insecta; Diptera; Drosophilidae. The transcript has a single exon. Bases 2515 to 3291 code for a protein of 258 amino acids.